Molecule: messenger RNA, 885 nt
Organism: Mucor velutinosus
Lineage: Eukaryota; Fungi; Mucoromycota; Mucoromycetes; Mucorales; Mucoraceae
Exons: 4
Coding region: 1-885 (294 amino acids)
Biological process (GO): transport
Molecular function (GO): transmembrane transporter activity
Source: RefSeq, a predicted model, not a curated record
AUGGAUAGCAAGCAAAAGCUACCUCAACUUGCACAAGACCUUAUUGCUGGCACAUUUGGAGGCUGGGCCCAAGUGCUUGUUGGCCAGCCCUUGGAUACACUCAAAGUGCGGCUACAAACACAACCCUCUCCACCCAUCUACAAAAACGCAACAGAUUGCUUUCGGCAGCUGGUCAAACACGAGGGGCCCAAAGGACUGUAUCGAGGUGUAGCACCACCAUUAGCAGGCAUUGGCUUCUGUAAUGCUGUCAUGUUCAUGUCCAAUGGCUAUUUCAGACGUUUGUUGCAAAAAGAUGGCAGUAAGCCAUUGACAAUUUUGGAAAUAGGUGUUGCUGGAUCAAUGGCUGGAUCAGUCAUGUCGUUUUUGAAUUGUCCUAUUGAGUUACUCAAGGUGAAGCUGCAGACACAAGAUCCAAAAGGUGUGAUCAAUAUGCAUGGAAAAUUAGAGGCGCCAUAUAAAGGUGUCAUUGAUUGUGGAAUUAGGAGUGUUCGAUCACAAGGGUUGUUGGCUAUCUAUCGUGGCAUGGGAAUGACUCUUCUAAGAGAUGCUCCUGGCACAUUUGCUUAUUUUGUUUGCUACGAGAGCUUAAAAAGAGUAUUCCAGUCCAUGCGAGGCAACGGAGAGCUGAGGACGAUUGAUCUGCUGAUGGCUGGUGGCUUCUCAGGAUUCGCUGCCUGGUUACCAUCAUACCCUCAAGAUGUCAUCAAAAGCUGUUAUCAAAACGAUUCCAGAUUCAAAUCAUACCGUCAAGCAUUCAGAGAUAUAUUACGGACAAAGGGGCCAAAGGGCUUCAUCAAUGGCAUCAGCCCUGCCAUGAUAAGAGCAUUUCCUGCCAAUGCGGCCACUUUCUUUGCGUACGAAAUGGCCAUGAAAGCAAUGGAAUAA